Messenger RNA from Morus notabilis, 1225 nucleotides. Its product is annotated as 36.4 kDa proline-rich protein. The transcript has a single exon. Bases 238 to 1014 code for a protein of 258 amino acids. NCBI's taxonomy places the organism in Eukaryota, Viridiplantae, Streptophyta, Magnoliopsida, Rosales, Moraceae. The record is from RefSeq and is a predicted model, not a curated record.
UUACGCCAACUUGUUGUUUAACUGGACUCUGGCUUCUCUCUAGUCCCUUUUCUUUUUCCUUUUUUUUUUUAAAACUUGCUAAUUCCAUUGUGUUUCAAUGGUUAUCGAUCAGCUGUCACGGGUUGGUCUCUUAAGUUCAGCUAUAUAUAUAUAUAUAUAUAACCACCAAACCACUAUAUCAUUGAAACCCCGUAGUAUUGCGCCUAUUAUCGAUCUUCAAAGGAACCCUAAACCAAUAUGGGUUCCAAUAAGGUUGCCGCCACAUUCUUCAUUUGCAUGAUUUUCAUGGUCACGUCACUGCCGCCAUUAAUCCAUGCAUGCGGUCCAUGCACACAGCCACACCCUCCACGUCAUGAACAUCCUCCGCAGCCACCUUACCACCGCCCCAGCCCCGGCCACGGCGGCGGUGGCCAACCCAAAAUCCCUCCUCACCCAAAACCCCCCACCCACAAGAACCCUCCCCACCAUGGCGGCGGUGGCGGAGGCGGAGGAGGGGGAGGAGGAGGCCACCCAAAAGUCUCCCCGCCCUCCACAAACCCUCCAGUUAUCUCCCCGCCGGUCAUCAUAUCUCCUCCGAUCAUAACUCCUCCGGUGACCAACCCUCCUCCUUCCCCCACAUACCCACCUUACACCGGUCCACCGUCUCCUGGUGGCGGAGGCGGAGGAGGAGGAGGAGGUGGUGGUGGAGGUGGCGGCGGCGGUGGCGGAGGUGGAGGUGUAAGCCCAAUUACGCCCUCGCCACCGGCUUCACAGACUUGUCCCAUUGACGCGCUGAAGUUAGGGCUUUGCCUGGACGUUCUUGGUGGUUUGGUUCACAUUGGUUUGGGAGACCCAGUUCAGAAUACUUGCUGUCCGGUGCUUGGAGGAUUGCUUGAGCUUGAAGCAGCGGUUUGUCUGUGCACUGCAAUAAGAAUUAAGCUUCUUAACCUUAACAUAUUCAUCCCUCUUGCCCUUCAAGUUUUAAUCACCUGUGGAAAGACUCCUCCACCUGGUUUCGUUUGUCCUCCUCUCUAAAUGUGACUAGCAAGAAACUCAUGAUCAUGAUCAUGGUCCUCAUAAGUUUUGCUGUUAAUCAAGUACGUGUGCCCAAAGACAGGGUUUUAAUUAAACCCUAAUUGUCGGGUUUAUUCGAAGAUUGUGUUUGUUUUCCUUCUAAUUUAUGUUUUUUCCAUAAUAUUGUUGCAACCCUCAUGUUACUGCUUGGGGGUACUGCACAUUGUGAUCA